UGUAGCGGCCGGGAGUAGGCGUUCCAGUCGAGUGUAACAAACAGCGGAGACGGAGCAGCACGCCGCGCCGGAUCCACACGCACAUUCUCUCUCUAUCACACACACACACACACACACGCGCACACACAGACGCGCGCGCGCACACAUUCACUGACUCACGCGCGCGCGCACACACACUCACACACACACACACACUCACACACACACACACACCAGACCGUAGUGUGUUUUUGUUGUGCAGCGAGAAGCGGACGAGUCGCGCCGACAGGGGGCUAGUGGGGGGGGGGGGGACAGAAGUGAGCGAUCUGCGGCCGGGGGAGGCUUUGAGGAAACGACCAAGCGAGGCAUCAUGUGAGAGAACUUAACGUGGGAAAAACGGACAAAAGGGCUGGAAUACGAGCGGAGCGGAGAGUAAAAGGGCGUGAGCGGAAUGUCCGUGGAUGUGAAGCCUGAAGCCCCCAUGUAUGUGUAUGAGUCGACGGUUCAUUGUACCAAUAUCCUCCUCUGCCUCAACGACCAGCGGAAGCAGGACAUCCUGUGCGAUGUGACCGUCCUGGUGGAGGGCAAGGAGUUCCGCGGGCACCGGGCGGUGCUGGCCGCCUGCAGCGAGUAUUUCCUCCAGGCGCUGGUGGGCCAGGCGGAGAAUGGCUUGGUCGUCAGCCUCCCUGAAGAGGUCACUGCCAGGGGAUUUGCCCCAUUGUUGCAGUUUGCCUACACUGCUAAGCUGUUACUCAGCAGAGAAAACAUCCAGGAGGUCAUCCGCUGUGCCGAAUUCCUGCGCAUGCACAACCUCGAGGACUCAUGCUUUCGCUUCCUGGAAGCCCAGCUGCGCAGCGAGGAUGAUGGCCUGCUGCCCUACAACAAGGUGGCUGCGGAGGCGACCAACUCAGAGGAUGAGAGCAUGCAGUCUGAGGCGGAAAGGCCCGCCUCUCCCAGGGCACGGCGACGCCCUGACAAUGAUCGGCUAGCAAUCGCUGUGCCAGGUAACUUCGCGGAUGGCCGGCUGGACUUCGAUAGGCAUGGAGUGUCAGACCUGCCACGAUGCCCCAAGUACAGGAAAUACCAAUGGGCUUGCAACAAGCACAAUAAUGACACCUCCUCACACACCAGUACCUCAGGUUUUCCAAGCACAUUAAAGGAGAGCAGCGUUGGCGGGGCAGUGCCAGGUCAGGGCAGGCUGCCUUUGGCACAGAUCAAAGUUGAGCCACAGGCAGAGGAAGAAGCCAUCUCAUUGUGCCUGUCAGGAGAUGAGCAGGAUGUCAGGGAUAAGGACAGUGUGAUAGCUAUGGAGAUGGAUAACCCAAUAUCCAUUGAAAGAACCAAGAGAACCAAGUCUCCUUCCUGCCUCCGAGCCCUCUUCAAGAAAGGGAUCGACCUCCCCAGCCUGCCCAACACAUCACAGCAGCUAUUUGCCAACAGACUUGUUUGCCCCCAGGACAAAGGAAACUCUCAGGGAGAUCAUAAAAAAGACUUCAGGCCUUUCACUGGGGAGCUAGGUCUGUCUCUUACAUCCCCAAAGGACAUUGAUGGUUUUCCUGCAGGGUUGUCCCUCAAGUCCGCUUCCUGUGAUGGGGUCUGCAAACAGGAAGCUGAACUAGAUCGUCGUAGUGUCAUAUUUUCCUCAGGGGCCUGCAAUCGUCUGGGAACCCCAGCGCAUUCCUACCCUGGUGGGAACUCUUUGGAGAUGGAGCUCUCUGAGCACAUGCCAAAGGGCCUGUGGGCUGGAGCCAGCCAGUCUCUCCCCACCACCCAGACCUAUUCUCCCAGCACCACCUCCACAGAACCUCCACUUCUAUGCCGCCCACGGCCCAACACCAGCUGCCCAGUGCCAAUCAAAGUAUACCCGCGUUCACCGCCAUGUGAGACACGCACCAGGACUUCCAGCUCCUGCUCCUCAUACUCCUAUGCGGAAGACGGCAGCGGAGGCUCUCCCUGUAGCCUGCCCCAAUUUGAAUUCUCCUCCUCGCCAUGCUCCAACGUGGCACGCUGCCUCAAUGUGGACCAGCAGGAGCAAAGUGUGGGAGGGGAUGCCCUUUUUAACCAAGGGCAGUCCAAGAUCAAAUGUGAGCAGUCCUACGGCACCAACUCUAGUGACGAGUCAGGGUCCUUCUCAGAGGGAGACAGUGUACAGGAGCGGGGGCCAGAGGUGAAGCUCCCCUUCCCCGUUGAUCAAAUCACAAAUCUUCCACGGAAUGAUUUCCAAAUGUUGGUGAAAAUGCACAAACUGACCUCGGAGCAGCUCGAGUUCAUCCAUGACGUGCGGCGGCGGAGCAAGAACCGCAUCGCGGCACAGCGCUGCCGCAAGAGGAAGCUCGACUGCAUUAUGAACCUGGAGUGCGAGAUCAGAAAGCUGGUGUGUGAGAAGGAGAAGUUGCUGACAGAGAGGAACCAGCUGAAAGCGUGCAUGGGUGAGCUCUGGGAGAACUUCUCCUGCCUGUCCCAGGAGGUGUGCCGGGACGUCCAGCUGAGCCCCGAGCAGGUCCAGUCUCUGCACCACUACUGCCCGGUGCUGCGGCCCGCCAACUCCACCGCCGGCAACAAUGCUGCGUGCGAGGCCGAGCCGGCCCGGAGCCCCGCCGCCGCCGCCGCCAACGCCACCAGCAUCGACCUCACGGUCCACUCGGGCUCGGCCACGCCGGAACCGAGCUCCCAGGGGUCGCCCGGACCCUCGGAGAGCGAGCCGGACGUGGCCGUCAGGAACGGGGCGGACGGAGAUAUGAACGGCCAAGACGCCGGCUUGUACACAAAGUCAGGGCUGCCCAGUGAAAAAUCCAGCCAGACGGUAACAGUUGAUUUUUGCCAGGAAAUGACUGAAAAAUGUACAACUGACGAGCAGCCGAGGAAGGACUGUGCUCAUUAGUGGUGGUCGUCUGUGUUGUAUUUGAUGUUUAUGGGUUUUUUAAAUUUUUUUAUUAUUAUUUAAUUUUAUCCUUCUGACAAACCCUCUGUCGGGGUUGUUGAGAUGUCGGCCUCUCCCAGUGUUCACUGAAAAACAAGCUUUUUAUGUAUUUAUGUCUUUUUGUGCUGUUUUUUUUUUGUCUUUUCUUUUCUUUUCUUUUUUUUUCUAGUUUUGAACGGUUGACACUAAAGUUGUCUUAACAGCAGCAAUACUGUUCUCCAGGUAUUUUUCUCCUUAUCACGACAGAGUGGGAACUCCUCACCAAACCUUUUACAACGGUGCUACAUUCGGCCCAACAGCAACCUCUGCAGUGGAGACUCUUGUGUUCUUCAUGUGUCGCUCAUCCCAGCUCACAGUUCAACCUCAUCGGACCUAAACAGCAGCUCCCUUCGCUCUCUGUGUACCAACGGCAUCUCUGCUUCUGCCUUUCUCUCUCACAUUUCCCCUUCUCUUUUUUUCCCACUCUGUCUUUUAUCAAUCUUCUCUACCUCCUCUCUGUCUCGCCCACUCUCUCUCUCUCUCUCUCUGUAAUUUCUUCUCUCACUGUAUCUUAGUGGCCCUUUUUGUCACAGCAAUUCAAACUCAGGAAUAGAAAAAAAAUCCUCUGAAUGUUCAACCUAAUUCAUGAAAAAUGAGAAUACAGUCUCUGUACACGAGGAAGUUACGAUGCAGUUAGACUGUAAAAUGUUCAUAUGCAAAAAAAAACAACAACAACAACAACAACAACAACAACAACAAAAAAACGUCUUCAAGAGUCUCACAUUUGUAUUUCUGUACAGAACUUUGUACAGGCUGCGACCGAAAACAUUCCUCCUUUGCCUUCCUCAGCACUGAAUUGAAAGGAAAAACGAAAAAGGUUUUUGCAGGUGGUUAAAUGACUUAUUUUUUAUUUCCCACUCAUCAGCAAUACCAUUGUAUUUGGGUGUUGUAACAGUGACUGACUUUCAAGUGCUUGUUUGGCAGAAAUGUAUAUAGUCUGGAGCAUGACGACUGUAACAGUGAUUUUGUACAGGUAGAGGCUUAGAUGUUUCUUUUUCACCGGGGUUAUAUCAAGCACCUUUUUGCUAAGGGAAGGUCUUUGCUUUGCUGUUUCCUGUCCUGCCUAAUGAAUAUUCCCCGUCGUGGUGGGUGUUCUUAUACUCAGGAAAUCAGCUUGAUACACAUGUAGACACUCACACAACAGCACAUACAGACACAAUGCGACGACACACGUGUAGAAAUUCUUUCGCCCCAUGCAUGUAUAAAAGUUAGACAUUCGAGGUGUCAGUUGUAAUGCGCGGCUCAGGCCAGCUCCGCGCCACCUUUGACUCCUCUUUAAAUGUGAAAAAAACAAAAAAACAGAGUUUCGCCUUGUGUUUUUUGGAGUAAAUCUUAUUUCUUAUCAGUAUUUAGAGAUGCUAUUUGUGUACACUCUCGCAGACAAUGUGUUGGGUUUCUUCGGCGUUGCCGUUCGACAGCGGAAAAGUGCAGCCAGAUACUUUUUGUUUUUCUUUUUCUAAUUGAUCCUGAAUAAUAUUACCUCUUGACAAAAAUCUGUUAAAUUCGAAUUCAUUCAGGCACUUUGUUUCUGGCCAUGGGGCCAUUUAGCACUUCAACGAGGGUCUUUGUCUCAGAAAUGUCUGAGACUGGAGCACUUAAAUUGGCACUUCAAGAGGAAACAUCAUGUUGAUAUGAUUAUGUGAAUAUACAGUGAAAAGAAAAAUCUCUAUGAGGAAGGACGUAUCUGAAACUUAAAUUACAAGAGGAAUCUAAUGUUUUUUUUCGUGUGAGAGUGUUCACACCGUAUAUUUGUAUUUCUUUAGGACUCGAAUAAGCUAAUUCAGAGUUAAUUUGACGUGAAAGCAGUGUAUGUGUCGUCAGAAUGAUUAAGCAACAAUCAUAUAAGAUUAGUAACAUGUUUGCGCUCAUUGUGCAUUUCUUUGAACAUCGACUUUGUGAUGUGCGUGCAUGCUCGCCUAUAGCUGUAAGCCUAGUUAGUUUGUCCAGAUUCUGUUGGCCUCGCAAGUUCCCUCUGGAGCGGUCUGCUUUUUAAGAUUAUAUAUAUAUAUAUAUAUAUAUAUAUAUAUAUAUAUAUAUAUAUAAACAAGCUGAAAUAUCUCAACUCUCACUGGAGGCUCUGGCUUUCAAGUACAAGCAGGGCCACGCUCUCGUACAAAGGUGGAGUUUAAUUGGAAUAUGAAGGUUUGUUCAUUGCUCCCUAAAGCCCCAAUCCAAAAUGGCGCUCCCGUUAGCUUCAUUUCAAAUCUUGUGCUAGUGUCACCUCUGGGCUAGCCACCAUUCGAACCCUUUUUGUGAUUUUAACAAUUUUGAUCAUGCGGGAAAAAAAGACACAGACUAUGACGCCUGUAAUUCGAAACACUCCAACAAAUGGAUCCAACGUGUGUAAAUGUUGUUAGCUAAAAAUGGCGACCUGCAACUUAACCCAGCUAAACCGUGUGUUGUGCGCUUCAUGCAACGACUUUGAUAAACACCAUUUACUUCGCUAAAAUCAAAAAAGGGUCUUUAUUCUAAUUGAAAUAGAAUUCGAUUGUCUAAUACUGUAUUCUGAGAUAAAAUAAUCAUUACUAUUUUAUCUUAGCGUAUGGAUAGAAAGCACCAUAUGCUAUUUAUAGCAGGUAAAAUGUGAGUGCUACGGAGCUAACAAUUAGCCGCACCCUCUUUGAACUACAGAAAAAAUUGAUUUGACUUCUGAAGAAUCGACGUGAACGUUUUGUUGCCAAAUAUAUUUUGGACUGUGGCUUUAACGUUUGGAUCAAAUAAGUUUUAUGUUUUACCCCAGAUUUUUACUGCUGUAAAUGUUAAUGUUAGACUGUAAAGCGUUGGCCGAGAAUAUGAUCUCACCCGUGAGACUGUUCUUGUACAGCCGGACAGAGUAACUCUAAGUGUAUUUUGUGAACCCGUCUCUCAAAAUUGUUAAAGGACUGGUUUCUAUUUUGUAACGUACAUAGUCCCGCACACGCACGAACACAUGCACACACAGUACACACAUAUUCAUAUGAUACACACACACACAGUACAUGCGUGACGGCACAGUCUGGGUACGGAGCAAUUGUGAUUCUUCGUCGACUGGUGUGGUUUGUUCAGCCCUUUUAUGUUUUAUUUUUGAACUGUUUUACUGCUUUUCUUUUCAUUCUUGUUCUCGUAACUGAAGCCGAACAGUAUGUACCCAUCUGGACGUUCCACCGGGUUAAAGCCAGAAAAGUUGAAGUGGAGGGAUUUUUGUUACAGAAGCUUCUUCUCUGCAAACAUUCUCUAUUUUUGUGUGCUUCUUCUUUUUUCUUUUUUUCUGCCUGGAGAAAAAUGAAUUCAUGGAGUUUGUGACGUAAAAUAUUGUAACAAAUUCACCACAAUGAAGACUUCUGGUUAAGUUCAACGUGACAAACCCCCUUCGAAUGGGGAACCAACAGACACCUCCGAAUCACACUCUCCUAGCAGAAAAGCUCGCACCAUGACCUCUGAGCUCUUUGAGUGUUGCUGCAUGCUCCGAUACUGUUUCGUGAACCUGCAAUACUCCGUCCAUCCUCAGCUGCAAUGGUGGGCUGAGUCAAUGUCAGCAAUGUCACCAUCUGCAUUGUUCUUGUCUGGUUUUACACCCUGGAGACUGGGGAUGUCUGUCUCUCGAGAUUUUUUCCGCCACUCUAAUACGAAUGCAAACCAGGAAUUUCAAUUUGUGGUGCCACCGAAAGAUUACGUUCAUGUUAAAUAAAAAAGUAUCUCCUCUGGAUACUCCCGUAGCCUUUGGUAGUGGCGGUAGAAACUCAAACAAAACCGAAACUUCCAGUCACCUCCAUUGUAUUGUGGUGUUGGCAGAAAUCUCAAACUCUGGCAAAUGGCAGCAAAACUAAGGGCAAUAAGUGGGAAAAUGGCUGUAACCACAACAUUGGCAUGCUAUCUAUCACCCCGUUAGUUGAUAUGAGGUGAUGAUAGUAAUGUUAGCAAUUCACAUUAGCUAAUUUACACAUCCAGCUGGACCAGUCAUGUUUGUGUCCACUAGAUGAUUGUAAGUCUUUUAGUCUCUCUCCUUUGAGCUCAGUUUUGGUUUCCACCAGCUCCUGAGAAUGUGGCUCUUGAAUUUCCAAAUGUGCUGCUAUGUUCACCAGCUAGAAGGUAACAUUCUCACAUUGCAUUGUUUACAGACAUAAAUUGAUUAGUGCAACUUUGAAAUGAUGCAACAGAAUGAAUUCCAAGUUUGGAAAACACCUCAAUUUAUUAAAUACAUUUGAUACUUAGAUAUGAGGAAUCCUCCAGGUUACUUUGUGCAGGCCAGACAUUCUUUUCGUUCAUAGCCAUUACAACAGAUUGAUUCAAGUGGACAAUUUUGCUGUUGCAAUAACUCUGUAAUUUAAUGCUCUUAACUUUUUGCUGUGUAUUUGUCUUUUUCGUUAAACUUUGUUGUUGUUGUUUUUUUGUUGCUGCUUCUCUGAAACAAACACUGGCUUUUCAACUCCAAAGGUUGUUCUAUAAAAGAAUAUGAACAAAAUCAUGCCUUUCUCACAGACUGCUCGACUUUACUGAGAAAAGAAAUCUGGUACCCUGGUUGAAUGCGCAGGCUGAGCUCAUUGAAGAUAAAAUAUGAAAAUGGAAUAUGUUUACAAAUAGGUGUCAUGUCAUGUAUGAUCAAUUUUUGCCAUGUAAAAAUCACUUGGUUCAAUUCAACUGGUUCUUGGUGUUGUGUAAAGAGACAAAGAAUGAGUUUCCUCACCUUGUCUUUCAUCCAACUUUUGGGAUGGGUUAGCAUUACAUGAAUACAAGUGCACCUCCGAUAUUUGCCUUAGAACGUGCAGAGGCCAUAGUUCACAUUCAUGUGAAGUGAGUGUAUGCAGGGGCCUGGGCCCCCAUCCCUGAGUCACCAGUGCGGACUUUCUCACACUUAUCUACCUGUGAAAUCCUUCAUACCUCUCAUAACUGGUCAAUGACUGUAUCAGCAAACUGCAUCAGGUGUUUUUUCUACAUGCUUUUUACACAGAUUAUAUGGAUUAUUGUAUUAGUCAAUUUUGGUGCAUCAUUUUUAAUGUAAUAGCUCUUAAGCUUGUAGUUCAAGUUGUUGUUUUUUUCUUUCAUUUUUCUAGAUGACUGUUUUGUGUUAAUAUUGUCAAUUCGAAAUAGCUGUUAUUUGCUUAUUCUCUACUAAGAGUUCUUACCUUUAUAAUUUUUAAAUGCUACAUGACCCUGAUUAAUUAAAAUGACUUAAUAACCAUUGUAAAUACGGUAUUGUGCAAACCCAGUUUUCAUUAAUUUCAAUUGCUAGUGUUAUCUAAACGACUUUUUUGUCUAGACACCAUUUCUCUUUAUGAAAUAAAGAAACAUGCAUAUCA
Scophthalmus maximus (turbot) is the source of this 8214-nucleotide messenger RNA. It is a transcript of the gene bach2b, whose product is annotated as BTB and CNC homology 1, basic leucine zipper transcription factor 2b. Gene Ontology annotation, biological process: regulation of transcription by RNA polymerase II. Gene Ontology annotation, molecular function: RNA polymerase II cis-regulatory region sequence-specific DNA binding; protein binding; DNA-binding transcription factor activity, RNA polymerase II-specific. The coding region runs from base 431 to 2860 and encodes 809 amino acids. NCBI's taxonomy places the organism in Eukaryota, Metazoa, Chordata, Actinopteri, Pleuronectiformes, Scophthalmidae. The record is from RefSeq and is a predicted model, not a curated record. The transcript has 5 exons.